This is a messenger RNA of Rhodotorula toruloides NP11, 993 nucleotides long. Its product is annotated as 5-methyltetrahydropteroyltriglutamate-homocysteine S-methyltransferase. Bases 1 to 993 code for a protein of 330 amino acids. Gene Ontology annotation, molecular function: zinc ion binding; 5-methyltetrahydropteroyltriglutamate-homocysteine S-methyltransferase activity. The record is from RefSeq and is a predicted model, not a curated record. The transcript is spliced from 12 exons. NCBI's taxonomy places the organism in Eukaryota, Fungi, Basidiomycota, Microbotryomycetes, Sporidiobolales, Sporidiobolaceae.
AUGCAGCAGGAGGUUGGCAUCAAGGCUAUUACCGAUGGAGAGUUCCGCAGGCAUAUGUUCUUUGAUGGCUUUCACAACAACCUUGACGGAAUGGUUGUCGUGCCGAACCCAGGUCGCGAGCUGUUUAAGAUGUAUGUGCCCGAUGUGAAGGGCUUCUUCGAGUCGCACGCCGCAAAGCCUGCCGACACGAUGAUCUGCAAGGCCAAGCUCGUGCGUAACAAGCCAAUGUACCGCCCCGAAUUCGAGUUCCUCAAGAUGCUCGUCAAGCCCGACGAGUACCACCUCCGCCACGGCGAACACGCCUUCGACCGCUCCGUCUAUCCAACGGAGGUCGAAUACUUCGCUGACCUCGCAAAGGCCUAUCGUGAGGAAUUGGCGGACCUUUACGAGGCGGGAUGCAGGAACGUCCAGUUUGACGACCCUUUGCUCGCUUACUUCUGCGCCACCUCCAUGCUUGAGGGCAUGAAGGCCGAAGGAAUCAACCCGGAGAAAGUCCUCGACCAGUACAUCCAGCUCUACAACGACUGUAUCCGGGAUGCGCCGGAGGACAUGACCAUCGGUCUCCACUUGUGCCGCGGUAACUUCAAGGACGGCAUGCACUUCUCCGAGGGCGGCUACGAGCACGUCUCGAAGAAGAUCUUCAACGAGCUCAACGCUCACGCGUACUACCUCGAGUACGACACCGAGCGUGCCGGUGGCUUCGAGCCCCUCGCCGACCUCCCGGCUAACAAGACCGUCGUCCUCGGCCUCUUGACCUCCAAGUUUCCCCAGCUCGAGAAGAAGGAAGACCUCGUCAAGCGUAUUCACGAGGCGGCCGACUUUGUCGCCAAGGGCUCGAACCAGACGCGCGAGCAGGCUCUCCAGCGCCUCUGUCUCUCGUGCCAAUGUGGCUUCGCCUCGCACGCGGAGGGAAACCCAGUCACCGAGGAGGACGUCGUCGCCAAGCUCCGCCUCGUCGUCGAAACCGCCAAGGCUGUCUGGUCCGACGUGUAG